AUGAAACGGCAGAUUGAUGCCUGGGGGAGCUGGGGUGAAUGGGGCAGGUGCAGUCGAAGCUGUGGUGGUGGAGUCAGCUUUCGGCAGCGGCACUGCUAUUCCCAAAGGACAGAAGGUGCUUCCAGUUGUAUUGGACCAGCUCGAAGCUAUCGGUCAUGCAACAUUCAGAGCUGCCCAGAAGGCUCACAAGAUUUCCGGGCAGAGCAAUGUGCAGAGUUCGAUGGGACAGAAUUCCAACAAAAGAAAUACAAGUGGCUUCCAUAUUAUGGAGCACCUAAUAAGUGUGAGUUAAACUGUAUUCCCAAGGGAGAAAACUUCUACUACAGGCACAAGGAAGCAGUGGUAGAUGGGACUACCUGUGAACCUGGCAAGCGGGACAUCUGUGUAGAGGGAGCUUGUCAGGCUGUUGGCUGUGAUAAUAUGCUGGAGUCUGCCAAGAAAGAGGACAAGUGCCUACAGUGUGGAGGAGAUGGCAGCACCUGCUAUGGUGUGAAAGGCACUUUUGAUGUGCCCAGCCUUCCCAAAGCUGUCAAGAACGUGCGAGGGGAGUACUAUCUGAACGGGCACUGGACAAUUGACUUCAGCCGAGCACUGCACGUAGCUAGCACGGUUAUGCACUACGACCGCGGCUCGGAGGGGGAUCUGGCUCCAGAGAUCCUCCACGCCCGGGGCCCCACCACAGAGCCCCUUGUCAUUGAGCUCAUCAGCCAGGAGCCAAACCCAGGGGUACAGUAUGAGUACUACCUGCCAGUGCAAGGCCAGGCCUCGGGUUACAGCUGGAGCUACGGUUCCUGGAGCGAGUGCAGUUCCGAAUGUGGAGGAGGUUUCCAGUCCCGCUUGGUGUUUUGUACCAUAGACAAUGAAAUUUAUCCAGACUACAUGUGCAGGAAUAAACCACAACCAGACAAUAACCGGACAUGUGGCCAUCAGACUUGUCCCCAGACGAAACGGACUUCUUACGUCUAUCUGCCACAAGCGUGGAGCCACAGUGGAGCACGGAGCUCUCGGAUGAAGAGGUGGAAAACAGGGGAGUGGGGAUCCUGUUCAGCUACCUGUGGUGGGGGCACACAGACUCGCUCCGUUUACUGUGUGGCAUUCGACGGUCAGAGCUCCCAAGGGGUGGUGGAUGACGCUGAGUGCAUGGCCUUCGCACAGCAGCCUCGCAGCAGUCAGCCCUGCAACAUGAGACAGUGUGCGACCUGGAGCACAGGGCCCUGGUCCGAGUGCUCAGCCAACUGUGGGGAAGGGGUCCAGACCCGGACCGUCACCUGCAGAACACAGCAGGGCUCUCGGGCUCAGGACUUCGCUUGUCUAAUGGAGUCAAAGCCAUCGGCCACCCAGCCCUGCCUGAAGGAGAACUGCAUCCAAGAAAUAGGCUGGCACGUUGGAGACUGGGGCCUGUGUUCGAAGAGCUGCAGUUCAGGCAUCCGGACACGCCAAGUCGUCUGCGCAGACAGCGACUCCAAAUUCUACAGUCCUGAGACAUGCAAAGCCAUCCAGCCACAGAAACCAGCCACCCUGGGUAGCUGCAACAUGCAGCCCUGCUACCUGCCACAGCAGGUCCCCAGUAUGCAGGACACUAUGGGAUAUGAUGUCACUCGCCAGUCCUUGCUGACACGUUACAACCCAAACAGCCCUGCCACAGAUUCUGGUGAUGAAAGGAUGAUCCCUGGGAGCUCGAUGAUCCAUACUACCUCUGGGAAUCACCACACCUCACCCAGCAAGGACCGUGGCAUCAACUUGUUGCCUGUUCGCUGGGAAUCCCAGUCACGCUCAUUGGGUUCCCAUCAGCUCAGCUUCUCUCAGGACCCCACCGCAGGGACUGGCUCUCGAGACUGCCACCGGAGCCCAUAUGGCUGCUGUCCAGAUGGGCACACUCCAGCUUCAGGCCCUCUGGAGAGAGGUUGCCCCUUCAGCAGUUGUCACCGAAACAGGUAUGGAUGUUGUCCUGAUGGAGUAUCGUCUGCCCAGGGUCCAAACAACAUGGGAUGCCCACAACAUUAUCACGACAUUCAAGUGAGCAGAAAUCAGCCCACUGCAGCUGCUCCAACAGCAAACCAAGCCUUGUCCCAGCAGCACCCGUCGGGCAAGUGCCGCAGUUCUGUGUAUGGCUGCUGUUUUGACAAUGUCGCUUCAGCUUCAGGACCUCAAGGGGAAGGAUGUCUCAAUAGGCCCAACUACCCGUAUCCUGUCAUAUGCCUGCUGCCCAGUGCCCACGGCCCCUGCGCGAACUGGACCACUCGCUGGUACUUUGUGGCUGUCGUUGGCAAGUGCAACCGAUUUUGGUACGGCGGCUGCCAAGGCAAUAAAAACAGCUUUGCCUCGGAGGAGGAGUGCAUGAGAGCAUGCCACAAGUCUGUGGGCGUCAGCCCUCCGGAGCACCAGUCCUCUUCUGGCACAGGAGCCCUGCAACGCCAGCACACUGGCUCCCGCUCUCAUACAGGGGAUGCUGGGGAUCAGCAGCAGCCGUCCCUGAGAGAGUCUGCAAGUCGCAGCCAAGAAGGAAGAGCCUACGGGGCUUCACGCCCCAUGCAAGACAGCCACAGACAGGACAGCUGGAGAAGUGAGGUACUGCCAGGGUCUCUGCUGAGGACUGGUAUGCUGGAGAGCCAGCGCUGGGGCACCCAGCAAAGCAGACUGGACAGCCUGAGCCAGCCGCACUUGUGGGAAUCAGCGGUGCCUGGGCCCUCAGAGAGGCAGAGGGGCAGAGGCCAGGAGGGGCUGCCCCAUGAAGGCAAGCAGUGGCAUAAGGCUUUCGGAGCAGACGUUUCCGUGACAGAGGGAUUGGGGCAUCAGGCGCCUGCAGACCCAUCCUCAGCACAGGCCCUGCACAGAGCCAUUUUGGAGGAAGCCAAGCCCUCUCUUGUGACAGCAGUUGUGGGACAAAACAUCCAGCUGGUCUGCAAGACAGGCACGUCUCCCUUCUUCAGAGUGGAGUGGGCCAAGGACGGCCGACCGGUCUCCUCUGACAGGCACACCUCCCAGUCCGACGGCUCCUUACUGAUCAGCAAUGCCAAGCCCGAGGACGCUGGGACUUACAUGUGCCUCGGUUCUGACAGGAGGACAGAGAGCCGUCAGGUUCGGUUACAGAUCACAGAGUACCAGAGCGCUGUUCUGGCAGAGGGUGAGAGAGGUCGGGUCCUUCACAAGGAAAAUCAGCAGCAUCGAGAGCUAUCCGGAGGCAGGAAGGCUGUGCAGGCAGCCGGUUCCUCUGUGCAUCAGCAAUUCACAUACAGGUUGAGAAUGGAUAAGAGCGAGCCCUCGGUAGUGGAAGCCAACGUCGGGGAAAGCGUCAGACUGCCCUGCACAGUGGAAGCAUCGCCAGCUCUCACCAUUGAGUGGCAGAAAGACGGGCAGCCCCUCUCCUCUCCCAGACACAGGCAGCAGUCCGAUGGGGCCCUGGUGAUCAGCCGGGUCAGCUCUGAAGACGCGGGCUUCUUUACCUGCGUUGCCUCCAAUGGACGUGACCAGGACCAGCGCCAGGUCCUGUUCCGACCUCUAGGAGAGCUGAGGAUCACCGGUCUUCUGCCAAGCAUCACAGUACCCGAGGGAGGGACUGCUCAGCUUCAUUGUACAGUGACUGGCAACAAUGUGAAUAUAAGGUGGUCAAGGAACGGAGUCCCUACACGGGCAGAUGGCCACCGCAUCCACCUGUCCCAGGACGGGAGCCUGGUCAUAAGCAACAUUCAAGAGGCUGACGAGGGAUCCUACACGUGCAGCGCCUACAGCAGCAGCAACUCUGUCAGUGCCAGCACCGAGGUGAAAGUGCUGAGGAGCAGGCCUAGCAGUGAGUACAGCCCCGCCUGCGUGGACCAGCCCCACCUCGCCAACUGUGGCCUGAUCCUGCAGGCCCAGCUCUGCGGAAAUGAAUACUACGCCAGCUUCUGCUGCGCCAGCUGCGCUCGCUACCAGCCCCAGGCCAGCCUGCAGCGUCACCGCGUGUGA
Opisthocomus hoazin is the source of this 3945-nucleotide messenger RNA. The record is from RefSeq and is a predicted model, not a curated record. Lineage: Eukaryota; Metazoa; Chordata; Aves; Opisthocomiformes; Opisthocomidae.